CUUGCAAACCGUAUUCACACCGUCGCCUUGGUCGUUUCUCUUGUUCCGUCCCUCGUCCCAGCUCACUUCCCCCAUUUACCUUCCAUCGUAGCCGUUGAAACCUGCCGACACAGCAGCAUGGUUCACCCUUCCUUGAUCGCCGCCUAUCUAGAGUUUCCCUAUGAGCGAGGCGUCACCCUUGGGCCAAGACCAUGUUCUGGACUGAAGAACGGACCCACAAAAGGCUGUGCGACUCAGAUGCCUCACCGAUCGCUGAUGCUAGCAUCGUGUCGUUCGUUCAUUGAAAGCGUCACCCUGGAAGCCUGUGAUGAAGAAACUACGAGUUCAAGCAUUUUCGAAAGGAAAAAUCCCAUGGCACAUCUGUACACCCUGUCACCCCUUAUAUUGCCAACGAGAUUGUUUGCCACACUGCUAGGCUCAUAUCGCAGCUCCAAGACGUUCCAUUCGCCAUGUUGGGGAAAGAGGCACGCGCCUAGGGGAAGACUUGCCCUAGGAGAGUCGAUAAAUCCUGCAUAUCAGGGUCACGCUUCGCUUUGGUUCAUGUCCCGCAGGGGUCCAUCCCAGAGCGCGUCCUCAUUGAACGACCUCUAUAACCUUGAGAGCCCGAGGCUAUAGGGAUUGGGCUAAGAGAAAGGGUCCGGUGAGGUGAACGAGUAAUUGCUGUCUC
Molecule: messenger RNA, 667 nt
Organism: Tilletiaria anomala UBC 951
Lineage: Eukaryota; Fungi; Basidiomycota; Exobasidiomycetes; Georgefischeriales; Tilletiariaceae
Exons: 1
Coding region: 118-615 (165 amino acids)
Source: RefSeq, a predicted model, not a curated record